Messenger RNA from Micropterus salmoides (largemouth bass), 4509 nucleotides. It is a transcript of the gene znf648, whose product is annotated as zinc finger protein 648. Gene Ontology annotation, molecular function: RNA polymerase II cis-regulatory region sequence-specific DNA binding; DNA-binding transcription factor activity, RNA polymerase II-specific. Gene Ontology annotation, biological process: regulation of DNA-templated transcription. The transcript has 2 exons. Bases 515 to 2041 code for a protein of 508 amino acids. NCBI's taxonomy places the organism in Eukaryota, Metazoa, Chordata, Actinopteri, Centrarchiformes, Centrarchidae. The record is from RefSeq and is a predicted model, not a curated record.
AAACGUCUGUUUCAUAAGCACCAGUUUUACAAGCCUGCCUUCAAAACACUGAAGAGCUGUGAGGAAUAAGCAAUAAACUCACUGAACUGCUGCUGCAAGUAACCUCAAAGUUAGCAUAAAGGUUAUUACUUAAGCUAACAAAAGUUAAUAUUUCUGAAUUCCCGACAUGGAGAAUUUGAAGUCCUGUCCCUCAUAGCCUACUGGCUGUGUAACUUAGCCUACUCAACAGGCUAUAUACGAACGCGUGGUGAAAGUGAAAGGUCAGCUGAGCCGGGCUGUUAAGAUAUUGCUGUUGCUGACUAGCAGGAUAGAUGCUGACCCAGAGAGGGCUGCUGCCAAGCUCCGCCCGUUAACGCCACUGGACAUCUCCCAUAGAGGGGUCUAGUAUAGGGUUAUACUAGACCCGGGGCUAGUAUAUCUCUUUGGCAUCUCCUGGACCUGACCUCCUCGGAGGGACACCGCAGGGUCUUUUUUAAGGAGGCAUUGCAUCAGGAACAGUUUAAAACUUGUGCAGAUGCAGAUGAUUUCACCCCCAACUGCAAAAGUGACCAUGGCUGAUGAAAUCUCCCUACAGAUGUCUGAGAAGGCAGCUGUUGAAAAGAGAAGUAGAAGGAAACAUAAAGGAAGGCACAGUGUCACUCCUUCAGUCCCAGAAGGACAGAUCUUAAUUGACACUCACAAUGUGAAGGCGGACUCUUCAUCUGAUGGUGUUUGUGUAGGUAUGAACUCACUUUUAGAGAGCAGUGAGACCGGAAUCCUUUAUUUGAACCCUCAAACACCAAACUGGUCUCUUGUGGAGAAGUUUGCUGAGCUUUCACCGGAAGAAGAAAGAGAAGCUAAUGAUGACCAAGACCACAGCAGUCAAGAACUGUUACAGUACACUAUUGAGAACAAUAAAAUGUGUGGAUCUGAUGAAGUGCUCUUGUGUGCUGUAAAAAAGAAGGAAAGGACCUGCUCUAAAUACCUCAAGAGCCAUAAGGUACAAAGUGAUGCCUCAGUCAAAAAGAGUGCAUCUAAGCUCAAAGAGUUAAAUCUUGAGACACAUUCUCCAGAUGUAGGUGAGAAUAAGAUCAAAAAGAAGACUUUAAAUACUUGUCCUGUUAAGAAAUCACUUCAAAAGUGUACAGACGACAAGAUCCCCCGACUUUUGGUAGCGAUGAAAAAACGUAGUGGCAUUGACACAGAAAAGCGUCCCUUCAAGUGCACACACUGCCACUGGUCUUUUAAGAAGCUUUGUAACCUACAGAGUCACUUACAGACGCACACUGGCCUCAAGCCACAUGUGUGUGACAUAUGUGGCAAGGCUUAUUCUCAUCAGGGCACGCUGCAGCAGCACAAGCGUCUACACACUGGUGAAAGACCAUAUCACUGCCCCUUCUGUGUCAAGACCUAUAUCUGGUCCUCAGAUUACCGCAAGCAUAUCCGCACACACACUGGUGAAAAGCCCUAUGUCUGUGACACCUGCGGGAAAGAUUUUAUUCGCUCCUCUGACCUGAGAAAGCAUGAGCGGAACAUGCACACCAAUGACAAGCCCUUCCCAUGCACGCACUGUGGUAAGACCUUUAAUAAACCCCUCUCCCUGAAGCGUCAUGAGCGUAAGCACCUGGGAGAAAGGCCUUUCUCCUGCCCCGACUGUGGGAAGGCCUUUGCUCUGGCCAGUCGCAUGGCAGAGCACCAGAAGAUCCACACAGGAGUGCGGCCGUACGCCUGCUCCGUAUGCUCCAAGUGCUUCACAAAGUCCUCCAACUUGACCGAGCAUGAGGCCAUUCACAGCGGAGAGCGGCCUCAUAAGUGUACAGAGUGCGGCGCGGCGUUUGUCAUGGCUUCCCGCCUGGUUCGUCACCAGUACAUCCACAAUAAAGAGAAACCGCACAGCUGCACAUGCUGCAGCAGGAACUUUAGCCACCCAGCCUCACUGAAGCUUCACCAGGAGCAAACCUGUGCCGGAAGGAUCUUUGUCUGUGUGGAGUGUGACAAAUCCUUCCAGUGUGCUGCAAAGCUUGCACAGCAUGUGCUGAACCACAAGGACAAGAAUGUCUGAAUCUGUUUAAAGACAGGUACUGUACACAUCCAUCACUGUGCUAGUGCUAUUCACUCAAAUUGCAACUGCACAUCUAAACGCAGAUCUGAUCUAUUCAGGCUCAUAGGGCACCACUUUGUUUAGGUCUUUAUGAUAAUUGUGACUUUUAAAACUUAAGACUCACCCUCAUGAGGAGGAUGUCGUUGGAUAACAAUUGCCACCAGCACAGAAUUGAUGCUGGAGCUGACAGCUUCACUGUGUGACGUCAAAGUAGUUACAAGAAAGUGAGAAUAAAGUGAGAAUAUAUAGUCAAUGCAGUUAAUAAUACGCACAAUACAGGCACUUUGCAUUUAGGAAAUGCAAGCUAUUUAUUAUGAUGAAUGGCUACCAAUGAUGUAGUAGCAUUCCUGGGUCAUUCUUAAUCAGGUGACCAAGGUGGGACAUGGUUACUCAAUUAAAGUAGGGAUGGCAGUGAGCAUGGCAUUUCAGAAAGCCUGUCACUUCCUCACCCUGAAUGUAUACACAAGGUUUACCAAUUACCCAAUUUUAGCAUCAGUGACGUUAGGCAAACAUACAGCAGAUGACAAUUUUGAUAACCAGUAUUGGUGACGAGAAGCUGGUUAUAUUGUCCGACAGAUGGAGGGGCAGCUUAAUGUUUUCAACCGAUCAAUGCCUGUUAUACACAAACCAACAUUAAUUCGUACUUAUUAUCUGCUGCAGGCUGCUGAUAAUCUGGUGAGCUGCACUUCUUGAUACACAAGCAGCAAUAGUUGCAAAAAAGUGCGUUAACAUAGUCAUAAGCCAGUCCUAGCUUGGGAGGUAUCUCCUGACACACAUUACUGUGACUGCAUUAUUAGACGAGUUUAGAACAGUUUAAAUGGUACAGGGAACCUAGCAAAUCAGUCAGGGUUUUUUUUUUUGCCAACGGACACUGCUAUGUGACGUUAGUACAUCUUUAUCUUGUACUCUUUAUGUUUUCUCUUUAUUAUUGUGCUUGGCAGUGCAGCUAUUUCCAUUCUGGGUGUUUUGUUUGACAUGUGGUGAUUCUGUAGUUUACAUGGUUCCUACGCAGUAUUGAAAAGUCAUUUCCAGGUCUGGAUAAGUAGGGAAAAAUAUUUGUUUCCAGACUAUUGCACCUAUUCUGUUUAUUAAAUCAUAAAAUUCAGAGUUUCAAAAGAUAAAUUGAUCAUACAAGCAGAGUGCUUUUUGCUGGUACUCGGAGCAGGCAGCCAGCCCGGCCAAAAUGUUUACCACCGCGUGAGAGAUAUGAAAACCAUGUCAAUAUGAGAGUUAAGGACUCACAUGCUGAUAUACUUUGGUUUCAUAUUUUUCAGUUAGUGUUACUAAUCAUCUAGUCUUGCAUAGCAAGAACCGGCAAAAUUCCCUAAAAAAAACAGGUUUACCAGAUUAGGAGUAGAGUCGCUUUUAAAAACGUUAAAAGCCAACUGAAAUAGUAGGCCAAUGUCAGGCUUAUACCAACAGCCUACUUCCUGUGAGCCAGGCUACCAAUUACUAAUUCCCCAACAAUCCUGUUUUAACGUAUUUUGUAGUUGUAUACGUGUUUUACAAUUGCAAUUCAACUUUUAAAAAAUGGGCUAGUUGUCCCUUUCCUUUAAAUGGAUAGUUUGGGACUGGUGAAGUGGGGUUGUAUGUAUGUAUGUACUUAUCCAUAGUCAGUGUAUUACCUGCAGGUCACCCAGGAGAGACUUGAGUGAACAACACUAAUUUGUUGACAUGUGAUACAUUGAUAUGAGAAUGUGAAAAGUCAUUUGGCGAUUAGACACCAUUGUGGUAACAUGGUAUUUAAUGGGGGUGGUGAAGCCGCGGAGGCAUAGAAAUCCCCCUAAUGGAGUAGGCACUGGUGGUAGUGAUGAAGGGAUAAAGAGAAUGCUGAGGAUCUGGAUUUGAUGAAGAGGACCUCUGGUGGGCUUGAAAUGGGCCUGGAUCUGAUGAGAAGGAGAUGAACGGGGUGGAGGAGUGCUGCAGUGAUUCGUAUUGAAUGACAGUUGGCAGGAGAGAAGAGAACAGAUCUAAAGUUUGAUAGUGACUUCAUGAUUGGCUGUUCUGAUCAUGGUAAGAUCUGAUUGGAAAACUAAGGGAGAACGCCCAUUGUCAGCUGUUAGAGGGCAGGAGAGAGAGGGUAUGAGAGAGAGACAGUUGUGAAUAAGUGAAAUUGCGAACCUGGCUGAACUUUUGCUGAGCUUCAUUAGAUGGCGAUCAGCAUGUUUGGAGAGUAUGUUACUUAGCUUCCAUGCCGGUACUGGGGACACGCUGACCGCCAUCUACUGCAGGUAAUACUCUGACUAUGGAUAAAUACCUCAUCCAGCCCCACUUUAAAAAACCCAACCAAUCCUUUAAAAAAAACAAAUAUACAGCUUUAAUUCAAAGGAGUAUGAUUGUUAGAAGCAAGUCAUUUACUGGGAACAAGCCUACUGGUGUUUAAAAACACAGAGGCCUCCAAUUAUUUUCAAUAAAGCUUUAUUCUGCUG